Xylaria bambusicola is the source of this 1587-nucleotide messenger RNA. Its product is annotated as N-terminal acetyltransferase A complex catalytic subunit ard1. Bases 424 to 1089 code for a protein of 221 amino acids. Gene Ontology annotation, cellular component: NatA complex. NCBI's taxonomy places the organism in Eukaryota, Fungi, Ascomycota, Sordariomycetes, Xylariales, Xylariaceae. Gene Ontology annotation, molecular function: protein N-terminal-serine acetyltransferase activity; protein-N-terminal-glutamate acetyltransferase activity. The record is from RefSeq and is a predicted model, not a curated record. The transcript has 2 exons. Gene Ontology annotation, biological process: N-terminal peptidyl-glutamic acid acetylation.
GUAACACUCAGACUUUCACCAACAUGGCAACAUCCCACUUCGGUAUCCAAACUUAAAUUACUGUACGCACAAUUGUCACAGCGCCGACCCAUUGACCAGAGCUUGGACACUGUUAGACAAACAGAAGUCCGUGCUGCUCCCGAGCUCCGAGAAACUGCAGUCGCUCUAGCUCGAGUUUACCUGGGAGUUUAUGGUAGAUGGUGUAAAACAGAACACACGAGCCAACGCCCAUGCUAGCCCGAUUCGAAUAGGUCUACCCGAGACAACACAAGUGCAAACGACGACGACGACGACGACGACGUGGGUAAGGACACGAGACUGAACGAACCUAGGAUAGGCACUUCGUCACAUCACAUAGAUAGAUACCUAGGUAGCUACGGCUCCUAUAUACCCGCAUCUGCCCGGAAUCCAAAUUUCAUAACCAUGGACAUUCGUCGCCUCGAGCCGAGCGACAUCCCGCUAAUCCAGCAUGCGAACCUCGAAAACCUGCCCGAGAACUACUUCAUGAAGUACUACCUAUACCAUGCGCUUUCCUGGCCCCAGCUAAGCUACGUUGCCGUCGAUGUCUCGCGGCCCAAGAAGACACCAUACGACUACCCUAAGAUCGUGGGCUAUGUUCUGGCCAAGAUGGAGGAGGAGCCCACUGACGGCAUCCAACAUGGUCACAUCACCUCGUUGUCAGUUAUGCGCACACAUCGUCGCCUAGGAAUUGCCGAGAAGCUCAUGCGCCAGAGCCAGCUAGCUAUGGUCGAAACAUUCGGCGCACAGUACGUCUCUCUUCACGUGCGCGUGUCCAAUAAAGCCGCCAUUCACCUCUAUACAAAGACACUUGGCUUCGACCAGGAUAAGACGGAAUCUUCGUAUUACGCCGAUGGCGAGGAUGCCUUCAGCAUGCGCCUCGACCUAUCUUCCAUUCGGGAGCAGAUUCGCGACGCCGCUGCCGCCGAAGAUGCUGACGAGGGUGAGCCCGUCGGUGAGGCUGGCAGUAAGGCCCUCCCUGUGCGAGAAAAAGACCUGAAAAAGGUCAAGGUGGGACGAGGUCUCGGCGUUCAGGGUCUUGUUGAAAAAGACGAGAGCAAGCACUCGUAGAGCAAGUCUUGCUUGUCUUCAAGGAAGCCCACUCGUAUUCAGAAAACAUGUAUGAAGGAUAGCUGAGAUACGAAAAGAUAUGGGAUAAACGAGUCUAUCGAGAGAACAGAUUACUUGGAGUUAGAGGACAGUAAUGAUGGCAGCAAGAGAGGCCUCCUCUUAGGAUGAGCAGCGACAAGGCAUAUCUGUAUUUCUCAUCUCUGUGGGGUCGAAGCUGUAACGCCAAGCAGAAGUUCAAUGUCAUCAACAUGGAUGGGUUCGCCAAUCAAGAGAUGAUAGGAUGUGAAGAGUUCAAGUAUAUGAUAUAGUGAUGCAAACCUGUAGAUCACGAAGAGGAAAAGGAAGGGAAGCACAUCAAGGAGGAAAAAAAAACAAAAACAGAAAGACUAAAAGGACAACAGAAUUAUAUCUUGACAGCUAGAAUUCCUGGGUUUUGUCCAUAUACAUAGAUUUUGAGGUUUAGCACAGAUAAAUAAAUAGAGGUAUCAUAUCAACAAA